Messenger RNA from Orbicella faveolata, 704 nucleotides. Its product is annotated as ATP-dependent DNA helicase PIF1-like. Lineage: Eukaryota; Metazoa; Cnidaria; Anthozoa; Scleractinia; Merulinidae. The record is from RefSeq and is a predicted model, not a curated record.
ACACUUGGCAUGCAUUUGAAAUGAUUGAGCUCGCAUAAAUAAUGAGGCAAAAAAAUGACCAACCAUUUACUGAACUUUUGAAUAGAUCGAGAACUGGAUCCCAGACUGAUGAAGACAUCUGCAGCAUUCAGCCAAGAUCAAUCAGUUCAUUAGGCAGCAAUUACCCAUCAGAUGCUCUUCACAUAUGGGCUGAAAACAUCCCAGUAGACCCACACAACAAUCCAAAAUUAGCACAGAUUCCUAAACCUAUAUUUACCCUGAAAGCCACAGAUCAAUAUCCUAACAAUGUCAACAAACAAGAUAUUGACAGAGUACUGGCAAGAGGAAGAUCUGAAACUGGUAGACUUGAUUAUGAACUUCAUUUAAAAGAAACAGCAAGAGUAAUGCUCAUAGCUAAUAUUGACAUCUCAGACAGAUUGAUCAAUGGUCAGAUUGGUACAGUAGUCAACAUAUAUGUCAAUCCAAACAUCCAAAGGCCAUCAACAAUAUUCAUUAAAUUUGAUGAUGAUAAAGCAGGACAAAACAUGAUUAAUAAUAGCAAUAACCAAUAUGCUAAAGAACAUAAAGAAGUACUUAUUGAACCCAAUUCUUGCCAAAGAUGAAAGUAAGACCUAAUAAGCCAUCAUCACCUGAGACACAAGGAAUACAGUUUCCAAUUACAUUAGCAUGGGCUUGCACUGUCCACAAAGUGUAAGGAUUGACAA